Parasteatoda tepidariorum (common house spider) is the source of this 1129-nucleotide messenger RNA. RefSeq lists its product as uncharacterized. The record is from RefSeq and is a predicted model, not a curated record. NCBI's taxonomy places the organism in Eukaryota, Metazoa, Arthropoda, Arachnida, Araneae, Theridiidae.
UGCUUUAUUGAAAAAUAAUAGUUUAUUUCAAAGAAGCUUAUCUAAUUGCGUAGUGAAAAAUGUAUCUAAGAAAGUCAGAAGUAAGAGUUAGAGCGUGAAAGAAGUAUAUUAAAAUAGUGCGAAUAUUUGAUAAAAUCAUUACGAUAACAUUAAUCUGUGUAUAAUAAAAAAAAUUUUAUAUUCUCGUUGCCAAGGAUAUAAAAAAAAGACAACAAGGAUUGGUAAAACACUUAGGAAGUGGAAAUCUAGCAGCACCUUUAAAUAAAUUUUGUAACAUAAAUGAAAAGAAGGCCAAAAGAAGACAAUAAUGAUUAGAGCAGAACUUUUUUUGUUGUUUGCCAUUACUUUAUUUGCAAUGGUAGUUGGACAUAGCGGCAUCGGGAAGCCAAUUCGAACCCCUGCACCCGACGAAGGAAUAGGUCCUGACUGCGGUGAACAUAAACAUGGAGAAACAUUUCAAACAAAAGAUCCCUGCAUGGAACAAACGUGCAAUGCGGGAAUGUUGUUUCUUUCUGGAUGUCCUGACUUUGCACUUCCGAAAGAUUCUAAAUGCAGAAGAGGAACCGGAGAAGGAACAUACCCUCACUGUUGCGAACAUCCAGUUUGUCCCGGUGAUCCAGAAUUUUAAAAAUCAGGAAUUUAGUCGAAUAUUUUCCACGAGAAAUUUUCUUAAUGUUCAAUAAUUUUCAGAAUUACAGAAAAAUAUUUAUCCAUAUUGAAAUUUAGUUCAGAAUGGUUAAAAAUAGACAUUUUAAUACUCCUUACUUCAACGUUGAAUAAAAAUUAUACAUUCUGUGACAUGUAAAAAGAAAUUUCUUACCGGUUUUAAGAAAUCCAAAGUGACAAACUUUGUGUAUGAAAUUUGUAUCAAAAAUUUAUUGAGCUUUGUUUUGCAAUAUUUUGUAUUCUAAUAUCUGACUUAAAAAUGAGUACAAUUAUUUAAUAAUCUGUUUUAGACUGUCAACAAAAAUAUUUCUUGUGUUAAGAGAACAUAUUGUAUUGAAAAGAACAUACUAAAUGAAACAUUGAAUAAGACAUGUUUAUAUGUCUUUGAUGCGUACCAAUGCAAAUUGGCAUGAAAGUGAAAAUUUUUAUAACUGAAAAAUAAACAAAUUUUUAAAAAUUCAAA